UUCGCGCGAAAGAAUGGAGGCUGUAAAAAAAGCAAAGGAGAGAUUGAGACAGUAUCCAAUUCUGUUAGCCCAAUGUCAGGAAUCGGCGUCGAAGUACGCAUCCUGCGUGUUAGCGAAAUCCAAUUUAGAAAAGAAUGCUUGCGUCGCGGAGUUCAACGAAUUGAAGAAAUGUCUUGUUAAAGCCGCUGCGAGCAAAAAUACUAGAUUAUAAACGA
Molecule: messenger RNA, 215 nt
Organism: Mycetomoellerius zeteki
Lineage: Eukaryota; Metazoa; Arthropoda; Insecta; Hymenoptera; Formicidae
Exons: 1
Coding region: 14-211 (65 amino acids)
Biological process (GO): mitochondrial respiratory chain complex I assembly
Cellular component (GO): mitochondrion
Source: RefSeq, a predicted model, not a curated record